UGUUGAGCUGGAAUGAGAGUCAGAAGCCGCAGAGAAAGCGAGUGCUCGGACUGAAGCGACUCAUUCGCGUGUUUGAGGAGAAACUCGAGCGCUAAACUACACUCGUCAGAGUUUCUCAGCAGUUUGAGCGCAUGUGGUCGGGAUGUGUGUGAAGUGAACACUGGAACGUGAGCUUCAUGACAGACUGCAUCUGCUCACAUGGAGCUGGAGUUUAACUAACACCACCACCAUGGAUUAGAAGUUGCUCCUCGAGCGUUUCUGGCUCAGUCCAGCUCUUCUCCAGGAUGGUUGACUUCAGCAUCACUGUGGACUUUUCUGGGAUUUCCUUCACUCUCGUGGAAUGUUUGGAUUGUCAGUGAAGAAGAGUCGAGUUUGGUGAAGAUUCAUCAGAGGACUGAGAUGAUGAUGGUGAUGGUGGUUAGUUGGGGCGCUUUUCUCCAAACCUGCUUGAUAAUGAUGGUGAGAGCAAACCAGCACAACCUCAGAGAGACCAGCUGCGACCUCAACGCCGAACAAAGCGAGCUCAACUCCUUCCUGUGGACGAUAAAGCGAGACCCGCCCUCGUACUUCUACGGCACCAUUCACGUCCCGUACACGCGCGUGUGGGACUUCAUCCCCGAGAACUCCAAAAAGGCCUUCCAGGAGAGCAACAUCGUGUACUUCGAGCUGGACCUGACGGACCCCUACACCAUCUCGGCGCUGACCAGCUGCCAGCUGCUGCCGCAGGGCGAGAACCUGCAGGACGUGCUGCCCAAAGACAUAUACCGACGGCUCAAGAGACACCUGGAGUACGUCAAGCUCAUGCUGCCGUCCUGGAUGACGCCGGACCAGAGGGGCAAAGGCCUGUACGCCGACUACCUGUUCAACGCCAUCGCGGGAAACUGGGAGCGCAAGCGGCCCGUCUGGGUCAUGCUGAUGGUGAACUCGCUGACGGAGGCUGACAUCAAGACACGCGGCGUUCCCGUACUGGAUCUGUAUCUCGCGCAGGAAGCCGAGAGGAUGAAGAAGAAAACGGGAGCCGUGGAGAAGGUGGAGGAGCAGUGCCAUCCUCUGAACGGACUCAACUUCUCUCAGGUGAUUUUCGCUCUGAAUCAGACGCUGCUGCAGCAGGAGAGUCUCCGCGCCGGGAGUCUGCAGGUGCCGUACACCACAGAGGAUCUGAUCAAGCACUACAACUGUGGAGACCUCAACUCCAUCAUCUUCAACCACGACACCUCACAGGUGCCGAACUUCAACAACGUGACGCUGCCGCCGAGCGAGCAGGUGACGGCGCAGGAGAUCGACCGCUACUUCAGACAGGAGCUGAUCUACAAGCGUAACGAGCGCAUGGGCCGACGCGUCAGAGCGCUGCUGGAGGAACACCCCGACAAAAGCUUCUUCUUCGCCUUCGGAGCGGGUCACUUUCUGGGAAACAACACUGUGAUUGACGUCCUGCGGCGUGAAGGUUAUGAGGUGGAGCACACACCCGCCGGACAGACACUACACAGCAGCAGAAGAUUCGGCUGGAGGUCAGGAGAGCUGACGGACGCAGACGCCCCGCUGGAGCCGUUCCUCCACGAGAGCCGGGAUCUUCAGGAGGACGAGGACUCGAACCCGCCGCUCCUGCUGCCCGACAGCCUGGAGCUCCUGGAGAAGGUGGAGCACAAGCUGAAGAAGAAACGCCGCAACAAGCAGAAGAAGCAGCGCCAUCGGCAGUUCAACGACCUCUGGGUGCGAAUGGAGGAGAGUGUAACGGCCGAGGCUCCGCCUCCUGUUGUCCGCAUCAUCAACGGUUACAUCACAGUCCAGACACACCCACAGGAGCACGGCAGAGCCAAUCAGCACUGGACGUUCUCAGGCUCCUCCUCCUCAAGCCCCGCCCUCACUGUGACGGCUCUGUGUGUUGAGAUCCUGCUGCUGCUGCUUUUUUUAUAACGUCUGAUGAAGUGCAGGGUUCGAGUUUAACCCUGAAUCACACGGACAGACUCCGAACCACUUCACUUCAGUUCUUCAGUUCUUCAAGAAUCACUUCCAUGUAAAUAUCAGAUGUAUUAUAGAUGUGAUUUAGAGUUUUGAAUGAAGCAUUUGUUUGGGUACUUAUUAUAUAAAUAUAUAAAUAAGAGUCAUUAUAUUUUUGUGACUAAAUCAGCUACUAACCAGCUCAACUGGCCUCAAUCAUGAAUUUCAGCAGAGUCACAAAUCAUUUCCUUAUUAAAAGCAUUUACACAAGAGCACAUUUACAAAUGAUUCGUGCAAAAGUGAGUUCACGAUUGAGGCCCGUUGCUUUUCUUCGUCUGUCAGCUUCAUGCAUUUGAUGAUCGUUUAAAAUGUUUUGUGUACGACAUAGAAAUGAGUCAUUUAAUUUAUUGAAUAGAUAGUUUUAGUUUAUCUGAAUGUGUUUAUGUGAUUGUUUAUGGCAGAAUGACACAAUGUAAAUUGUAUCUGGUGUUUGUGACGUUAUGGUAAUUAUGUUUGUCUAUGAUGUUACAAGCAAUAAACUAUUUAUCUAGUUUAAGCUUCUGCAAAUGGAAGAUGAAUAUAGAUGAUGAGAAGCUGAGCUUCACAUCUGUUCCUGCACGACGUCUGGAUGUGAUUUAGCGUCUGUCGGUUUGACGUUUCUGAACGUGACUUCUUGUUUUGUGGUUGAUGCUGGAAGAACAGUGUGUGUUAUGAAGGAUCUGAUCUCAUGCUCCACCAGUCCUUCUCUAUACGCUCUCCUCACAGCAAAUGACGCAAAACACUGAAACCUGCAUCUCCUCUUCAUCCUCCUCCUCAUCCUCCUGACACCCGCACGGUUUUGAUGGGCAGAUUUCAUUAACGUGUGUGUUCAGAGGAGGAUUUUUUAUUUAUUUUUUUUUUCAGAUGAAGCGCUCGAGCUGCGGUCCAGGUCUCGAGCUCCGUUUGGACUCGACAGGUUCUGCUCGAACCGAUGACUGGCGCCACGACUGUUUGGAAGAGAUCUUUUAUUAUGCUCUUCAGAAUAAAUCACGAGACCGAUUUAUGAUUUUGAACAGGAUGGUUUAUAUCUGGUUGCCAGUGAAUGUGUGAAAGGAUUUUUCUUUUACAUCUUUCACUAACAAAAAAGUAUUGUGGGAUGACCAUAGCUGGGUUGUGAGAGCUGCUCUGAGAUCAGAUGUUUCUAAUGGAUGUCAAAUGAAAGUGCUGU
Labeo rohita (rohu) is the source of this 3145-nucleotide messenger RNA. It is a transcript of the gene trabd2a, whose product is annotated as TraB domain containing 2A. The record is from RefSeq and is a predicted model, not a curated record. Gene Ontology annotation, molecular function: metalloendopeptidase activity. Gene Ontology annotation, biological process: negative regulation of Wnt signaling pathway. Lineage: Eukaryota; Metazoa; Chordata; Actinopteri; Cypriniformes; Cyprinidae. Gene Ontology annotation, cellular component: membrane. The transcript is spliced from 7 exons. Bases 400 to 1914 code for a protein of 504 amino acids.